GAUGCGACUAAUCCUUCAUAUUUGUACUUCCAGCAGUAUAGAGAUCGUGUAGUUAAAAGAGAAAUAAAUCAAGUACAUGUAAUAACAUAACUAGACCUAUAACUAUGGACAAUAGUAUAUAUCGUGUAUAUGCAAUAUCAUACCUAAACCUAUAAUUAUGGAAAAUAGUAUAUCUAAUGUAUGGGCCAAUAUGUCCCGAAUAGCUCAAGUUAGGGCUCUUCGCGUAGCCUUAGCAGCGGGUUUUGCGAUGCAGGUUUCAAUCAGUGUGUAUACACAGGCCGUGGGACCUACUAACAGGACUGUGUCUAACAAGCACCUCACAUUGUUAACUCCUGCAAGUUAUGCAUAUAUGCUUUGGGGAUUUAUUUGGACACUUCAGGCUGUAUACGUUGUGCACACAUGCGUAUCAAAUAUAACCCUGGACAUCAGAUUCCGCUUUGCAGAGCGGCUUAUUCCUCUGCUGAUAUCAGUGUGGCUGUUUCAAUCACUAUGGCAACUCAUGAUUAGAUGCUAUCUAUUCAUGCCAUGUACCAUAGUUAUUUUCAUAGCAACGUUAUUGGGGGCUGUAUCAAUUGGAAUGUGCGAACACGUAUUCGCUGCUCGUGGGCCGCUGACAGGAUUUCCUUACCGACAACAAACGAACUGGGCCGAAAAUGUUCUGUACGCAAGUCUAUGCAUCAACACAGCUUGGUUAGGUGUAG
This is a messenger RNA of Sphaeroforma arctica JP610, 701 nucleotides long. Lineage: Eukaryota; Ichthyosporea; Ichthyophonida. The record is from the annotation of a RefSeq genome assembly.